UUUAAAAAUGGCCGCUCCGUGCGGUUCUAUCGGAAUUACACUGAGCUACCUGAGCAUUGAGUACUUCGAAAAUCAGUGUUAUGUUACCGUGUAGCCCUCUGGAUUCGCAGCUGUAGUGCAGUGUGUCGUCAGCACGUUUUCGUCAGUGCGCUUUGCGUGAUGUGCGCGCGGCGACAGACGUGGGCCAUGUCUGUUUCGAAGCCGGCUACGGUUGCAAGCGCUUGGCUUAGGCUUAAUCCGUCUCCGACGGUUCUUCGGAUCAACCCUGCGGACCCCAGUCUCUGUGAUGUGCGACGGCGCGAACAUUAGGCGGCAUAUAUUUGCCGAAACGUUUAGCCGUAAGUCCCCGACGGCGUGCCACAUCGUUGUCGAUCCGUGUCAGUGCGCGUCGCCGUACAAUCGCGCGGGUGCUUGUGUACGAUUGUUUCAGUUAACGUUCUUGGACAUCAGUGCUUAUCACUGCCGAGAUAUGCCGCUCCCCCGGCAACACUUUCAGUGCCACGUCAUGUGCUGCCCCGUUUAAUGCUUCAACAUACUCCCGAUUGUUUCUUUCGAGCCAAACCUCAAUGGUGUAAACAUACAAGGCAUGGCUGAACUUCAGGUCACUCUGGAGUUCUUCAUUGAGCUCUUCAAGUUCAGCAAUGUCGACCUCUUCCAGCGAGGGUACUAUCAAAUCCGGACAGCUCUCAAGGUUCCCCAGAGGCUUCCAGCCAGAGUUGAAGUCCAACUGCCAAAAAGCACAGUGAUUCAAAGUUAUGCGCUGCCCAUAGUAUUUCCUCCCUGCAUUGUGAAUGGAACGGCUGUCAGCAAGACUUUCCAGAUCCUCUACAAGAAUGAAGAAGUGUACCUGCACGACACCGUUUUAUUCAAGGUCCAUGCACUUGUUGACGCACACAAGGUCCGGGACAUGCUGUCAAAGGCUGACUUCCAGCUUUCUGUUGAGCUUUGGUUCACGGAUCAAAACUUUGGCCCUGACCACCACAAGACCAUCCAGUGCGUGAGCUCGCGACUUCUCACAUUGCACAUGGACCCCAGUCGCGGUCUUCAUCAUCAUAUUCCAGUUCUGUUCGACUAUUUCCACCUGUCGGCGGUCUCCGUCACAAUUCACGCUUCGUUACUGGCUGUGUACCAACCUUACAUCAGCGUUACCAGGACAGGAAGAGCGCAAUGGUUUACAGGCAGCCCGAGGCUCGCCUCUCGAAAGUCGAUGUCAUCCAGCCUAGAAAGUGUCUUCUUUGGGCCACAGACGAGUGGAAGCGGUGGACGGCUCCUGGCGCGCCUGCAGCGAGCCUGCAUGGUGCACUGGGAACUGUGUUCACUCCUGCUCACGGCCUACGGGAGCCUGCAACGUCGAAUGGUCGAGUUCAUGCGCCUCCUUCCACCAUGGCAGCACCUGCGGCGAGUUGUGGAAGACUCAUUGCACCUUUCCUCUUGUCUGGAAGGACUCAGCAACGUGGCAAAGGACUGUUUUCAUCACCUUAAAGCCAGGGAUGUCUCCCCUCCGGAGUGGGACAAAGUCUUUGCUCACAUCACGCAAGCAGAGAACGAGGAAGACUUUGUGGCAGUGGCACACAGCGACGUGGCGCAGCUGUGCGGUGCGCUGAUUGUGCUCUGGAAGCAGUUCCUCGAGGUGGUCGCGGACCAAGACCGAGUGCGCCAGCAGCUGGCUCGCCAGCACCACCUGCAACGCGUCAAGCGCUUUGCCGAGGCCUACUUUGUCAUCGAGCGGCCACGCAUCGCCGUCCUGUCGGCCAAUGAUGCCAGCACGCAGCUCUUCUUCGAGGUGACGGAGGCUCUGCGGCGUUCCGAAUACCUUGCCUUGCUUCCCCCGUUGGAAGUGGAGUGUGCCGAGCUGGACGGUGAUAGCAACAACCUUCCCAUCAUUUACGAGGAGCACUAUCAAGAUUUCAAGACAACAACACCUCAAGGCUGUGCAUCACAGUCCUGCCUGAACCUCAGCGACAUCUCACUUCAGUUCGAUGACAGGCGUCCAUCAGCAUCUGCUGUCAGCAGUAUGAAGCUUUCAGAGAAGGCUGCGGUGGCCUCCAAAUUGCUGGGCCAGAAAUCCGUGCCGCUGCGGCACGGUUCGCCAACUCUCUCCGCUGAUGCUGACCUGGGUUCUCCCACCUCUACAUCGUCAACUUCUUCUGCGGAUGCCCAAGACCGUGACGGCGCCACCCGCUCCAGCAAAGGAAGCGCGUCAUCAUCGCGAGCCAAAGUGAAAUUAAAAGCGCGCACGGCCAGCCUGCUUCGUCAGCUGAAAAGGCCGCACCUCAACAACUCAUCUGUGACCUUGCUCGCAUUCAAGAGACUCGAUGCACUGCGGACUCGGGCCGCCGAAUCCAGCGAAAGCACUGUCAGUUCACAGAUGAAGCACUCGCAGAGUUCAGUUGCGGUAACAUCAGCAAACCUGUCCCUUCCGCGAAGCGUCGCAACGUCUUCGCAGUCUCAUCUUCUCAACAGCGAGUCGAUGCCCGACUUGACGACCCAGUUGGCACCAACACGAGCGGCGCCACAAGUCGUGCCACCGGCUCCACCACCGCCGAGGUCACGAGUUGCAAGCGACAGUCUCAAUGCCAACUUUGACGCGCUUUUCGUCAGCGACCCGGUCGUCGCUAGGAAGGCAGUGUCGGAAUCGUGCUCGUGUGUAAGACCGCACCUUCGAACUGCUCUGGCUCACAGCCUCACCGCCGCGAAGCACAGGCGAUCGACAUCGUCGUGCCAAGUCGGCUUCGACGCGCGUCGCACCUCGGCACCACUCUCGAACGCUCAGGACCCGAGGAGAGAGUCGCUGGGCAUUCCCGACUUUAGGAGAGAAUCGCUCGGAGUCCCCGAUUCAAGGAGGGAAUCCCUGUGCAUGCCUGACUCGAGGAGGGAAUCUCUUGGAAUCCCCGACUCUAGGAGGGACUCGUUGGAUGAGGUCUUUCUCUGUCCUGGAACCGGAGGCUCCAGUAAGUCUACUUCAGGUUACGAAAGUGCGGAUACAUCGUCCGACGUUGUGACGAUUGCUCCGAUGCCAGAGAAGAGUGCAACAUCACCACUCGACGGUGGGACGUCAAUACCUCCAUUACCACCACCACAGUUCAGAGACAGCCCCAAAGAUGCGAUGCCUGCAGGCAGUUUUGGUGCCCAUCCUUGUUCAUUGUCAUCUUGUAAAGAAAAACUAACGAACCACUCUGUCAGCGCACAGUGCAGCAGCUUUCCCUAUUCUCAGGAGAACAGUGUGAAUGGUGUCACACCUUCUACGGAAAAGCAAGCCGAACCUGUGAAUGCUCCCAUGAUGCCCUGUGAAGGUACGGCUUUCUUCCCGAAGCCCCCGGCUGAGUUUGCGAGCGACCAAGCUCCGUGCUUGGCACCCACGCUUCCCGAAAACGGCGACGACGAAGAGCCCCCGGAGGAUCCUAGUAUGAUUCAAAACGGCGUCGAGAAAGAGGUAUGCCCGUCCGACGAGGAGGCGAGGCGGCGAUACGAAGAGUGCAGGUCGUACCUCGAAACCAAGUGUACGCUGAUGGAAAUGCUGACCGACCCAAAGGACGAGUAUCAUGCGGCUCUGGACAGCGUCGUGGAGGCAUCGCAGGAAUUUUGGCAACAGAUAGAAGCUGAGAAGGAUGAAAACGCGAACGAUGAAGCUGAAGAUAUUGUGUCCGUGCGCCGGGCGUCUGCAGUCAAUGCCGAUAUCAUCAGCUUUGUGAAGGCAAAAGAGGAAUUCCGUGCACACCUAAACAUGCCUUGGCUGUGGUACAGUGAUUUCCCGGUGCUGGCAUCGUCGGUACCCUACUUUCAGUGUGAUAAUGACCUGCGAGCGUUCAGCCCCGAAGGACUUCACCUUGUGAUAUGUGUGCACGGUUUGGACGGAAACAGUGCUGAUUUGAGACUAGUCCGCACGUACCUUGAGCUGGGCCUCCCCAUGGUCAACUUUGAGUUCCUCAUGUCUGAAAGGAAUCAGGGUGAAACUUUUGAAGAUUUUGAAACCAUGACAGAUCGUCUUGUUUCCGAGAUUAGCUACCAUAUUGAAGUGUUCGCUCUGAAGCCAACCAAAAUCAGUUUCAUCGGCCAUUCGUUAGGAAACAUCAUCAUCCGCAGUGCGCUGACUCGACCCGAGAUGAAGCCUUACCUGAACCUGCUGUGCACGUUUCUCUCACUCUCAGGCCCUCACCUCGGCACGCUGUUCAACAACAGUGGUCUCGUCAACAUGGGCAUGUGGUUUAUGCAGAAGUGGAAGAAGUCUGGCUCCCUGCUCCAGCUGGCCAUGAAGGACACGGCUGACAUUCGGCAGUCGUUCCUCUACAAGCUCAGCCAGAAGCCUGGGUUGGAAUUUUUCAAGCACGUGUUGCUCUUCGGGUCUAUGCAAGACCGUUACGUGCCCAUCCACUCGGCAAGGAUUGAGCUCUGCAAGGCAGCAGUCAAGGACGCGACGCCAAUAGGGGCCGCGUACAGGGAGAUGGUGAGCCACCUUCUUCGGCCACUGGCCAGCAAGCCCGACAUCAGCCUGGUGCGCUACGACGUGCACCACGCGUUGCCCAGCUCGGCCAACUCGCUCAUCGGCCGUGCUGCCCACAUCGCCGUGCUCGACUCCGAGCUCUUCAUCGAGAAGUUCAUGGUGGUCACUGGUCUGAAGUACUUCGCGUGAGACACGUCCUUUGCUUCCCCUCCUUUUUUUUUUUUCUAUAUAAGACCCACGUGUGUCUGUCACUGAGAUUAUUUUACACAACUGCGCUUACCUUGAUCGCGGUGCUUGUUGGCCGCACGGGGGUUAUUUUUUUCUUUGUUGCGUUGAAAGGAAGCUUCAUCAAUGGCCCAGCUUAACCUGCUAACUCUCAACUUCUGUCCUUAAUUAUGUUUUUUUACUUAGCAAAUAUUUUUUGAGGGUAUUAGGAAAGGCACAAGCGUAGUACAUCUCAGAACAUGCAAAACUGGCGACUUCUUUUUUAUUCCCUUUAUUUUGCACUGCCUUUCUUUUUGUCUUCUUCCACAGCCCGAGUAAUGUUCUGCCUAAACAAAACUACUAAUUGUACGAUUUAUGCACGUGUUCAAUGGAAACUUUCAUUCAGUGAAAUGUCAGUGGAAAGCUUUUCUAAAUGUAUGUAAAAGGCUGCAAUAAUAUUAUUCUCAACUUCCAUGACAGCAAAACAAAUGUAAACUUCGAAAUGAUUAUGCAUGAAUGCCCAAAGCCUGCAGUUAUUGGUGAAAUGAGCUGACACGCAUGACUCGUUACAGGAGACCAAAGCGCUGAGAAAGAGCACGAUCCGUUCUUGGCAAUACUGGGGCAAACUGGCAGGACAACAACGGGGCUAGGGAGUUAAAGGGUUCAAUUUCUCUAUCCAAAUCCAUGGGUGACGCAGUAAUGACCUUGUUAGACAACCACGAAGCCAGUUUUUAUUCGGAUGAGGCGUAUACUAACGACUAGCAUAAGUGGCACUUUCAUCGAGACCCUUAAGUUUAAAACAUGAUGAAAAUUGUUUCAAAGUGCUGAAACAGCUAGCAUACAACUGUUAAUGCCGUAUUGCAUAUAAAAAUUUCAUAAAUUUUAAUUAUAGUCCAUGCUUGUUGCAACAGAUCCUCAUACUACAAAGCUUUCAGAUAUAACCCUCUAUUAUUCUCACUUAGUUUGGUCUGCCUAUAUUAUCAAUGCAACCAAUUCCGUCUUUAAUGGGUGACACAGUAAUGGCUGUCAGCAACCAGCGUCUGGAAAAGGGGGGACAGGAAAACGGCCUGCCACGUGGUUGUACAAUUACCGGUUGAACCAAUUUAUCUGUAGUUAUUUAUACAGCUUAGACCACUUAUAACGUAACCGUUUAUAGUGCAGGACUGGCUACAACACAGCCUUUCCCAACUCCCGUUUACCUUCCCAUAGAACUCCAUGUAUACGCAUACCGCUUACAGUGCAGCCACGCCAGACGAAAGACCAGUUAUAAUGCGGCUUCCGCGGGAAAAUCCCAGUGAUAAGCGCGGUAGUGAGCAUGCUUCUCUACAAGGUGUGCCCGCUGAUGGUAGAGGAGAGUAACGAGGGUGUUGCGGAGGAGGAGCAUGAGAUGCGGAACAAACGAACGAAUGCAAAAAAAAAAAAUGUGGCGGCAGCGCGGUGGUUGCCUAGACGACGGCCGCUUAUCAGCGGUGUGCUUUGCACUGAACACGGCUUCAGUUUCUGUGCGCCCGUCGCAGUGCGUGUCAUGAAGUGCGGAUAUUGCGCGUGCGACGCUGUCAGUUUAAGCAGUGUUCCACAAAUUUAGUUUGGAGCUAUUAGGCCUUAUGUGCACUUGUGAGGUACCGCCGUUCAUACCAGUGUGUGCACAUACAAACUUAGGCAUUCGUAGUAAUUGCCACGGUUUGUUAUGGAAGUUGUGGUUGGGGUCUGAGUCAACGAAAUGCAUUGCAAUGGCUGUACAGCACAUGGAAAACAGAGAAACCACCUUGAUAACGAAAGUGAAGGCACGAUCAACACUCGAAUAGAGGCAACUUGGUCCGCGGUUGCCAUGUUUUCGACACUAUGCAUACGCUGAUCAGUCCAUGAGACGCUGUACUGCACCUGAAAUUUGGUUGACGUUGCAUUUUUUAAAAAUUAUUAGUAUUACUUUGGCUGCUUCAUGUGAGGACUGCGAGUACUUGGACAAUAAACUUUCAACAUUCGUAAAUUUAAACAGAUGCAAAACUGCCGGUCGCUCGCUUCAAUUUUUUUAUACACGCAGCUACUUGGCCUCCAUGUUUUGUAUAUGUGAAGGCCUUGAAAAUUGUUGUUUUGGUUAUAGUGAGGUACCGCUUAUAGUGCGGAUAUUCGCAACUCUGGUGACUUACGUUAUAAGUGGUCUACACCAUUCAUUUCAGUGUUCUUAUCGUUUCUGCGUUCACUUACGAGUUAUACUACAGUAUAUGUGAAGUUUUGCCAUUUUACAACAUACUGUGACACUAAUUUUGGAUACAACAGAGUUCGGAUAUAAUGAACCUUUGUCGCUGGAUUAUCAUGGUGCGUUUGUAAUGAGCGUCGACUGUAUCUGAUCAUCUAAAGUGGUAAAAAUUAACAUGUUGGAGGGAACAUUGUGUCCAGCUGAUGUAGAAUAAGGAUGCAGAGGAAAUGUGCAGAUUUCACAGAAACAAGGAUUCACUGUUGAAGAAAAAAUGUGCCCUCAUCUUUGUGCUAAUGGCCAACUUCCCAUUUUUUUUAGAUCUAACCCCCCUUGCAGAUAUUGCAGAACAUGUUUGGUUAAAAUUAACGCACUAAAUGUCGGGCUACAUGGAGUGAACUUUCACAACAAACUUCAUGCGGCAGAAAUAGAUGCAGUGGAAUGGCACCAAUUGUUCGUUCGCUUGGGCUACAUGGAAGGGGGAAAAAAAGUGGACGCCACCGUGCAUUUGCCCCGUAGCUGUCAAUGUUGCCAGACUCAAUGUAUGUUUUUCCUGCAAAACAAGAAAUUGAAACAAAAGGGUUUCCACUCUAUCAUUUGUUGUUAAUUUCCAAUCAGUUAGAAAAAAAGCUUCAUGCAUGCAGUUAUAAACAAUUCAUACUUUUUGUAAGCGCUCUGCCGGCAGUCAGAGGGAGAUCGUUUUUUUUUUUUUUUUAAUUUUGCCAGGUGAAUUUUAUCUGGCCAAGCCAGAUCGGCGGCAGGAUUAAAACAUUGUGAUGCCGGGCAUUGGGCAUUCAUUGCUAGGCAGAGUUUGUCACGUUGACACCAGUAGGGACACCAUGUAGGGACACCAUGGCUCCUUGUAAGUCCAGCCGUAAUAGUAUGCAUCCUACCUGAAAUUUGCUUCAGUGAUCCAGGUUUUGCCAGGUCCUGUUUAUGAAGCUAUGCUUUGUCACGUAAGCGAAUACAAAGCAUUAUUGUUAUUUAAGAGUUUUUAUUUAAGAGUUUUAAUGUGGAUUAUAGACUUUUUGUUAUUUGUUAAUUUUGUGAAGUAAGGUCUAUAAACCUGCUCCCAACUUUUCAAGCUUUGCAAUUUUUAAAGAAAAAUGUUGACCUCUGUCAAAACACUAUUGGCCAUGGAAUGUUGAUUGGUCCUGAAUGUAUUCAAACAAGUAAUCGAGGCAAACGUUCUGCACGUCAGGAUAGAGCGCCAUCCACUGCUUCGAAGCUAUCGACAGCUCAUUCGAUUAGCAGUAACUUUCGAUUCACAACCGAAAGGUGUGGUACUGUCGGCUAUGCGGUCAGUUGUGGCAAAACUUUCAUUGCAGCAUCUCUUGCAUUCGUCAUUAUUUCACUCUUCUUUGUACUUUCUUCGUUCACAUCCAAAAGUGCUGCAAAAAGACAGCAAACACUGAAAAUAUUUUUUUCUGAAUAGCCAAAACCAUAAAGCAGCCAUGUAACGCAUCCAUCACAAAGCCACUUUCUGAGGACAAUGCUUGAAUUGCCACGUAGUGCCAUUUUAUUACUGUUUUUAUGGUGUUCAUAAGGCUCACGGCAAGAAUAAUUUGGUUAUUCUCCUAAGCUAAGUAUCGUAUUGGAAGUUUUCAUAGUGCAUCCAGGUUAAACUUGACAUAUUGAUGACAUGUGCCAUGUAUGAAAACAUGCUGUCUUGGCUUCCACCAUGUUUCAGGUUCCUAUAGUACAUUUCUUUUUUCAACCAAUCAUGUUGUGUACAGCUUGCAAUUAGUAGUUAAAACCAUGCAAACAAGCAACAGGAAAUGGAACUUCUUUGAGUAACUUAUUCAGCUUUUCAAAGAAUGUUGCACUUGUAAUUCAUGUGUGCCAUAGGCCAUUCAGAAUCUGUCUCGCCUUUUCAGUGAGCUAACGUGAAUGUGCAUUACUCUUUAAGUUGGAAAUUCGGGAUCAUUCCAUGGGCUGUGGGCACCGUACAUGGUCAUGAACUUUGUGACGUGCAAUUGGAAGGUUUUAUACACAGUUUGGUUCAGACUGUCAUCAGUUGACUUAGCUGCCUUUUGUCUCAUGCUACAGCCUAUGACAAGAAAGUAAGAGCCAGUUGGGGAUUGUUGGCAAUAUUCAGCUGGCCUUAAGAUUUUUGCAACAGGGUGUACGUGUAGUGCUGGUCACACUUUGUGGGUUACACUGUGUCAGUACUCCAAUGCUGAUUUCAGCCCAAAUUGUAUGUCAAACCUUGCAUGCCUCGAUGUCUGCUUGAUGCAUCUCAUUAGCCCUCUUAGUUUGACUCACGGUAAUUGUAUUUGGUACUUAAAGUUCUAUUUCAUUUAUAAAUGGUCACUAUGUUAUCAAUAUGACAUGCAGCCUGGCCCAUUUCGUCUUCUGUGUGCUCGUACUGGAAAGGUUACGUACGCGCAGUCAUAGUAUUCGUAUGUAAAUGUGCAAUGAAGCUGAAACAUGGAUGCAUUCUGGAAUACUGAACCGGUCCCGCUAUCUGUGACACAUGCUUCAUAUUUGCUUCUGCUUACCUUUCUGAAUUCUCGAAAAUUCCACUUGAACUCCUGUUUGGUCAGUGUAAGCAGUCUUGAAAUUGUAGCAUGAAAAUUGAAAAUUGCUGAAGUGAGCAACAUCAUAACUGUGGUUUCUUACUUAUCCAUAGAGAGGCGUUAGAAGCAUGGCAGCUUGUAAUAAGGUGAAGCCCGGUCAAUGGGAGCAAUCUCAGGUGUGUCGAAAGUUUUGUUUCCAUGAUUCAUCAUGAGUAAUUGCGGGCUUUUAAAGCUGUCAUUUUCCUUAGCAGAUCUACUGAGAGAAAGCAUUCACCUGUAAAGACGUAAAUGGAUGUGUGUAUAUUUAUUUACGUAAAUGGUUUGCUUACCAUUCUGUAACUUCCUGUACAGUGUUUUUACUAAAUUGGAGUGUAGAUUUUUUUAACACUUUCUUGAUGUGCUAUCUUUUUUAGAAAGUAUUGAAUACUUUUAGUUUUUAGUACAGCCUUUAUUGCUAGGCAACUGUGUUGUACGGGGAGAGCUAUAUUUAUUUUUAGUUCUUAUUUUGGCUGUGUUGGUUGUUAGCCAAAGAUAACAUUUCAUUUUUUCUGUUCUUCAAAUGGUGCAUGAAUUUAUUGGUGCAUGCAUAUUUUUAAUAUGUUGCUUCAGUGAAUAUGAAGUGCCGUAUCGAUGAAUAAUGUCAAUUUAUGUUAGGUCUUGGAAAGGACUUCUACCUCUGGAAAUUAUUAUUUUAGUUGCUCACACAUGUUUUUUGUAUGUGUUGUUGUAAAUUGAUUUGUUAUCACACUUUGCUUCCAGCAUUUACAAUGCAAGACAUUGUAGCCUUGGAAGAGUGUGUACAAGUAGUCUUGUUGAGUUUGUAUUAUCUUGCGCUUUUUGUUCGCUGAACUGUUAUUUUCUGUGCACGUUCACACAUUCUAAUCAGUGAUCAAACCAUGACAUAGUGCUUUGGAGUGAGCUUAUCAUGACAGUAUUGUUCUUACUUUUGAAAGGAGUUUAUUGUCUGAAGUGUUGCUUCGAGACUGGUUCAGGAUCUUCACAGUGUGGAGUCUCAGAGAUAAUGAUUUGCAGAUGUCAUUAUCGUGAAAUUUUUUGAUGUGUGAUUGAUGUUUUGUUGUGGAAUCUAGCUGGAGAACCUAGCAGAGUUAACAAUUAAAAAAAAUUAAGGCUGUAUGUUGGACAAGCAGAAUUGUGCUGCAGAUUCUAAUUGCUAAGCACAGUUUAUGUCAAGUUCACAGCUUGCAAAAGAGAAUACUUAGCACACACGGUUGUUCUACAACUUUCUGCAGAAAAUGCCAUGUCGCAAACUGAACUCAAGAGAGACUUGUUCUUAAGUGUUUAGCCCCGUGUCAAACCAUGUUUUGUGCUCACUUUUGUAAUUAGCCUAACUUUUCAUGUUUUCAUACAACCUGUAAUAAUUUCAUUUCAUUUACUGUACAUUCAUUCAUUGCGUUUGAGCUGAUAUACUAUGUUGUAUUUGAUGAAUGACUAUUCCAUUGUUCGCGUAUAAACCCAGCAACGGAUGGUAAAAAGAAAACUCGAAGGAUGUUUCUGCUGUUUAUUCACACUUUUUUGUAAGACGGCAUGCAACACACUUGUUUUUGUUGGAAAGUUUCUUCACGGCGUUUAUUUCUUGUUCCUAAAUGAAAGAUUUUGUAUUGCAUUGUUUUGCAUUUCAUGAGACUUCACUUGGUGUUCCGUCACACAAUAUUGUUAACUUUAUUUUUCGGAGUUGCCAAAUAUAUUUAUUCUAGUGGCCUGCUGAGGCAUCUUUACAUAAAAUUCACCUUGUUUUGUUAUUGUAUACUCAUUCUUAUUCCAUAUGUAAAUAUAUACUAUUUUUACUAAAGCCAUGAUUUUAAAUAUUCAUUCAGUGCAUUUGUUAUAAUCGGAAGAUUGCUGUAUGGUGGAAACAAAUAUUCCAUGCAGCCGUUUGAUGUAGUCAAACGAUGGCAUUCUUGCAUGCAAACUGCAGUCAACAGUUUGGCCAACAUGACAUGUGCAGUCCUAGGUUGUAGACAACAUAAUCAUGAAAUACAGUGGACACUGUCAAGCUGAAUGCUCUGAUACGCCGAGUAAUUUAUCACUUUUGUUUAAUAUUCCUUAUAUUUAAGUUGUUUACGUUAAAAGGAAACUUUAGAUCUUAUCUCACUGUUCAAAUGCAUUUGAGAAGAAGAAAUGCUUUCAUUUGGUAGUUGUUGAACCAAUUCAAGUGAAACCUGUUGUGUUUUAAGUAAUGUGAGAUUCUAGUGUCUGUUCCGCUUUUUGUUUGUGAAUUGUGAAGUUUGAGAAAUAAUGAAGCAUUAAGUCUGCAGAACCUCUGCAACUCCCCGACAGAAAGACCUAGUUCUGUAGACAACAUCUCUAAGAGUGUCCGAGCUGAACAUAAGUGAUAGCAAAUGCCACUCUAUGUUGCAAAUAAGCCUUGUGAAGAACUCAAGCAAAUGAAGCGUUGUUUUAUGUAGCCUAUAAGUUAAUAUAGUAAAUCUCUAUGCUUUAAACAUAGUCUUCGCUGGUGUCUCCAAAAUUCGCAGAAUUCUGAUAUGUAUUUGUUUGCUGACCUCAAGAUUUGGAAGCAUAUUUGCAUUUUUCAAAGCUUUCUAUUGUCCAUCGGUUUACAAAAAAGUAUUUUUAUAUUUAAACAUGAGUCUGCUUCCAAUGGUCACUCUGUUCUUUCUGUUCUCUUUUUUAAUACAACAAAUUUAAUUUAGAUCAGUUCAGCAAGCACGUAACAAAAAAGUUCAUGCUUCACAUCUAUUUGAACAGCUUGGGACACCUAAAGUGAACUUCUGAUUAUGGGAACAGAAUUUAAGGAGAGUAUGUUAAACCCCAACUUAAUGUGACUUGACUCAAUCCACUGUCCUGCAAUUAGUGGUCUUAGGUCAUUAACAUCAUUUUUGCAUAAACGUUCACGUCGACCUCCCGGCCCUCUCUACCACCUCCAUGCUUCAUUUAAACGCCGUACACUAAUAUGCCCAAAUCGUCAACCUGGUUGUGAAAACUCCCCAGUGGUACUAGCUUGAAAGUACAAGCUUGUCUACAUCUGUUAUGUGAACUUUAGUUGUUGUGUUACUGCGAAAAAAAAAAAAAAAAACUCAUUUUGUGCAAGCUGUUCCCUCUUGUCAUUUAAAACUAUUGUACAGCCAAGAAUUCUCUGCCCCACCUUCAGUACAACAUGCAGAGGUAGUGAUAUGGUGGCCACUUAUAUGCUUAAGUCCAUGGUGCCACCUGACAUUUUGAUAGUACAGGGUGAUACAAUAUAAAAGAGAACACCUAAACGGUACUCAAGCAACAACUGCUGAAGAAGUGCGAUUUGGGACACUACUCGCCUAUGCUUGCUUCGUGACUUUCCUGUUAAAGAAACCUCUUGUUUAACUGCGAGGACAAUGGAUGCUCUUCAAUGCAAACCAGGUGUUCUAGUUCAUAUUGUUCACCACCGUACUUGCACAGUCAGUUGAGAGUACACCUGUUCUACAUCAUGCCUGCAGCUGUGUGCUUUAGAGGGAACUGUGCACUGUGUAAGGCCUGGUGCAAUAAUGGUGCGGGAUCCUUGCAAUGUAUAUCGCUAGGGCUGGGCACUGAUUGCAACAUAAAACCUUGCUAAUUGCCAGUCUUAAUUAAUGUGGCUGUUUCCCAAACUGUGUAUUGCACCUGCAGACAGUUGAUACAUAUUCAGUGGGCAAGUAGGGGUUGUUGCAAAGUAGGUUAUUAACCUGAUUCAGGGUUCUAAAGAAUGAAUGUAGCAUAAAUGAAAGCAAAAUAAUAAUUAGAUUAGAAUAAUUAGAAGUCUAAGCUUUGUAACACUCCAGUGCUUGCAGAACCUGUGUUCUAACAAGUAAACUUAAAUAGCCGUCGUUAUGGUGGGCAUGUGUCUUUCUUUGCAUUGCAUUCCGACCCAGCUGAUUUUACUUUGGCCACAUUAAACUUGAAUAUCAUAUCAGGCAUUGUGGUAUUGAGAAGCCCUGUAGGAAGAGGGCGGGGGGGGGGGGGGAGGAAUUGUGUUUGUGGUUUGCAUUCUUGGUGAGUCACAAGGUCCAGAGUUCGGGAAACACUGCAUUAACUGAUUAAUUGAUGGAUGAUUGGCUCUUAUGAUCAACGUGCACAUCUUUGAAUGAAAUAAACUGAAUGCACUGCAUAUGAUACUACUGCUCAUUGUCGGACUAUAAACGCUCGUUAAUUUGGUGUUCACGAAACUGCCACCAUUUCUGUGCUAGUUCUUGCAGUUUUUGUCAUUACAUUCGCCGGGCGUGUUGCCGAUGAUUGAGGACAACUGUCCUGGAAAAAUUAACUGGAAUCGAAGCAUUAGUUCAAUUGAUGGGGAGGUUUACUUGUCAAUUGCCCAGCCCUAUCUAUAUGGCACUUGGUGUGAUGUCAACAGAAGUACACAUUAGACUCCCUUCCCGAGAUGCUGUUGUUCAGUAAUUGUCGCAUUACCGUGCCAUAAUAUGUAAGCUACAGAAGAAACCAGCGGUCACAUGGUGGCAAUACAGUAGCGUCGGAGCGCUUGCAUCUUUAUAACCACGAAGGAGACCUAAGCUUGACGUUUGUCUUUUGUACUCUGAAAGUUUUGAGCUCCGGAAUGGUUGUGUACCACAUGUUGGUCAGACACCACUCCGCUGUAUACCACGUGCUUGUGUGUGCAGGACUCGCGCUUCAGCCAAGGUUUCACGUGCCAUUUUUGCUCGUUCCUUUUUUUGGGGCUGGCCUCACCUACUGAAGUGUUCAGUGAAGAAUCUUGAGAAAUCUUGGCUUGCUUUCCAUUAUCACCAGGAAUUGUCACCUAGUCAUUUACAGGAAUGCGGCUGUUGGCCUUUGGGCUAUGCUGCUGCCAGUGUUGGAGGUGUCAGCUGAUGCCAGUGGCUUGCACAAUGAGCUCAGCGGAGAGACACAUUGUGCUGUGUGCGUGAGGCAUAUUGUGUACAUGGAUGUCUUCAUGAAAUUUAAUGUGUGAUCAUUGUGUGCACUUGUUGCGCUUCAUUAAACGGAUGUUUAAAGUCACCCUGUGCGGGACUUGGUGUGUCAUGGUCUCUUUGUUAACCGCUGCAAUGCGCUAGAUUUUCUUACCCCAAGCGGUCGCGUAAUGCGAAGCUUCCUGUUUGCGACAAUUGACUGACAAGCUAGUUGCUCAUAAUUAGGUGAACCAGGCUAAUAUAUGGGAUGAAAGAAGGAGCACACAAACACCGUGCUGUAUCUGGUUACUCCUUGUUCCAGCCCAUGUGGUGGCGCUGUUUUUUUUUUUUUUCCUAUUUGCACCUGCACAAGUGGGUAACUAGGUAAUGUCACAUUAUAAAAUGUAUGAAAGAAAGUACGAAGGAAAAGUUCUAAAUACAAAGCAUUCUUUCACUGAGUAUCAGCGUAAUAAAUUGCAGACAUGAUUGUCACCACAUCAUCUGUGCACCAUGCUUCUGUAUUUUCUGGUUACAAACCUGGUGAUAGGUUUCUUAAAGGGGCCAUGAGUCACCCCUCGGGGUUGGUGAAAUAACAUAGUCGGCGGGUAGCAUACGCUCCUGUGAACACCUCGGCCAAGUUUUGCCGUCUCACGUGGUGCAUGGAGCUUGCAAGCGGAGCGCGAAGUGACCUUUCUCUCAAACGCUUUCUUUUCAACGGAAGCCAUGUUCCUCACUCUUUUCUGGGUGCUUUAUUUCAUAAUAAAGUGGAUUCCCAUAUGCGGCUGCUAUUGGUAGCUGCAAUCGGCUACGUAGCGUAGACACCGUGGCCGCCGUGGGGCGCCGCCAUGAGUCCACUGGGUAAGCACACUGCGGCUCGCUGAGGACAAACGCGUUUGGCUUACGUUUAGUGCAUCGCAGGCACCAAAAUUGGAAGUCGUGGCAUCUGUGUGAACAUCCAAAAUGAAAUUUGAUCUGCGCGCCAUGGUGACAUUUAGAAGGUGGAGCAUUGUGGCCACGCCUCACUCCGCCGUAGCUGUCGCAGUGCCAGG
Dermacentor silvarum is the source of this 15257-nucleotide messenger RNA. RefSeq names its product protein FAM135A-like. The coding region runs from base 587 to 4630 and encodes 1347 amino acids. The record is from RefSeq and is a predicted model, not a curated record. The transcript is spliced from 21 exons. NCBI's taxonomy places the organism in Eukaryota, Metazoa, Arthropoda, Arachnida, Ixodida, Ixodidae.